CUAGCCCCUGCCGAGGCGACUCCCGUACCUGCACGUCUCCCCUCCCCUCCCCUCCCCGGUGGUUGGAGCCAUUAUAGAGGGAGAGGAGCACCAUCUCCUACAGUCCCAAGAUCCCAGCCCCAUCUCCUCCCGUCCUCCGUCCCUCCCUUCCCCUGUUCCCAAAUCUUACUCCCCGUGCGCCGCGAUGGAGGCGAGCAAGCUCAAGGCGGCCAGGCUCCUGGAGCAGAUGAGCGCCCACCUCGCCACCGACGCCGGCAAGGAGAUUGCCAACAAGGUCGGCUUCGUCUACCAGCUCAACAUCUCGCCCAAGAAGAUGGGCGUGGACGAGGAGAUCUUCGUCGUGGACCUCAAGAAGGGCGCCGUCUCCACAGGGAAGUACGAGGGGACCCCGGACGCGGCCUUCACCUUCACCGACGACGACUUCCUCGCCAUCGCCAGUGGCAAGCUGAACCCGCAGAUGGCGUUCAUCCGGGGUAAGCUGAAGAUCAAGGGGAGCAUCAGCGCCGCGCAGAAGUUCACGCCGGACAUCUUCCCCAAGCCGUCCAAGUUGUAGAAGGCCGGAUUGCCAUCCCGUGCAUCAAAAGAGUUUAGUUGUACAAGGCUGAAGAUCAACGGUUAAUAAAAGAGUCUAGUUGUGUUCGCGGUGGCAAUUUGGUGGGAUUGUUACUGGGAAGGAGUUUGUUUACCUAGAACUACCACACGAACAGCAGAGGUUUCAGUCAGUGUCUCGAGUGAAAUUCGUUUUCUUUGGUUGAGAAGGAGAACACUAGGUACGAAUCGAUGUGUAUUGUGACGAUGAUGAUAAGCUUUCUCGAUGGAUCACUGUUUACUGUUA
This is a messenger RNA of Aegilops tauschii subsp. strangulata, 835 nucleotides long. RefSeq names its product sterol carrier protein 2. NCBI's taxonomy places the organism in Eukaryota, Viridiplantae, Streptophyta, Magnoliopsida, Poales, Poaceae. The record is from RefSeq and is a predicted model, not a curated record. Gene Ontology annotation, cellular component: cytosol.